Paraglomus brasilianum is the source of this 3939-nucleotide messenger RNA. Lineage: Eukaryota; Fungi; Glomeromycota; Glomeromycetes; Paraglomerales; Paraglomeraceae. The record is from the annotation of a GenBank genome assembly.
AUGGAUGCAAAAAUCUUAAAUUUCGCACGUAAUAAUGACUAUAAUCAGCUUCGUGAAUAUAUCAGCGAUUAUGAAACUGCCGAGAUAACUCAAGUCGUUGCACGAUAUUUGAGUGAUGAGAAUCUUCUGACGGGAGAUAAAAGAGAUUGCUUUACGGUUUUACGAUCAAUACUUAAAGCAACCCCACCUGACAACGACAAGAACAAGGCGAGAAGAUCAGCCAUUUUGAUAACUUUUGUUAAAUGGCUUGAUGAGAAAGGGAACCACGUUUCUCAGUCAGUUGAUAAAUCCAUAUCUGAAAUCGUUGACUUACUGGACAGCGAGAUUGAUAGCUUCCAAGUGACAUCAAUGAUCGAGGCAACGAAUCACAUAAUCGACUCUAUUAAUCAAAACAGACCGUUGCAUCCGAAACUUCUUGCAUUUAUUCCUAAAUUUCUGUCUACUUUGGAUGCAUUUGAAUCGGUUACAAUACGUACGGCAACCGGGACGAGGAGUUUCACUGGAACACAAUAUAGGGAUAUCAUCUUGAACAGAAUAUGUCUUGCUAAAUGGCACAUUGAAAAUGUAUUAAGUAUUAUCAGUAUGUUCCCGGACAUACCAAUGUCAAAAGAGACGGCUGAAUGUGCUGUGGAGAAAGUCAUGAGUUACUUCGAUGACAUGGAUGCAAACGAGACUCCUCCUAUCGUGUAUAAACUGCUUUUACUUUCAAGAAAGGAUCACAAGCGCGUAAUCAUCAAAGGCAUCACAUCUUAUUAUAACCGGCUAGAUGAGACACAUAUAACAACAAGUCAGGUAGAUACUACGCCGCCAUCAUCUUCAACGUUUUCGCAAGUGAGCCAUAUCGAAGGAACAGUGCUGAUUCACUUCUGUUUCGCAGUUAAGCAGGAUCAGGAAUUAGGCGUUGAACUCAUCAAAUACAUUAAAUCGGAAAAAUCAUCUGGUUUGACACCAUUUAAUCUCGCUUGUUUGUUGUCAGUAGCAAGAAUACAUAGAUUUGAAGACACGAUACUUGAUUAUCUGAAAUCAGCCAUUACAGCUACAUUUAAAGAUAAAGAGAGGCUGGAAAAAUCUCCAUGGAUAAGCGCUCUCUCAUUCAUUGAUACAUCUGUGCCUGUACUGCAGAUAUUUUCUGAGCUUAUUAAAAAGACUGCUUAUGGAUGGGAUCAGACGACACAGAGUCUGAUUCAAUUGGGAGUUCUUCUUAUGGAUUCAACUGGAUCAACAUUAGUCAAUAGAAAAGAUACGCUUAAGCCAAAGGGAUCUCCGAUGACUACGACAGACAUGGUUGGGGAACUUGCUACAAGAAUUCUAUUAGAGAUGUUUAAGCUUCACGACGUUGUUCGAAAUGAAAUAUUGGAUCAAAUAUUAAACCGUAUCAUUGGGAAGUCGACUAGUGUUACAUAUUUCUUACGUCUAUUGGAAAUGAUUGUGUAUGAGGCUCCUCAGGCAUUACAUAGCUACUUACCGCGGAUUAAAGAGGCCUUUGAUUAUCUGUCAUUACUGCCACUAUCAACAGCCAAAGGACUGUUGACGGCAGUACAACCGAUAGUGUAUAUGAAUCAAUCUUUUCGUGAUAGCCUUAUCCUCGUAUUGCGUAAAGCCAUGUUCUCCAGGGAUGUGUCUGGUAGACAGAUUGCCGUGACUGGGUUAUUAAGUCUUUUGAGAAUGACUGCUGUAACGAGCGGGCAAUCUUCUGAAUCUGUAGCAACGUCUUCCAUAUCCAAUCCGGAUCAUCACACUCAGACUCUUGCAUUAGAGAUACUUGGAAUGCUACGCAAGUGCUUCAGUUUACAGCCUCAGAUUAGACUUGUACUAUACGAGGGGCUGAUGAAUUUAAUGGACUUUCGUCACGAUCUCAACCGUACGAUAUUUGAGACGAUAUAUCCUCAUUUUAUGAAAUAUUUUGAAAUGGAAACAGGUGUUCAUGCUACAAUUAAACUCGAGACUUGUAUUGAUGCAUCUAACGAUGAGCCAACAAUAAUUGAGCCAUUGCCUUACCUACUUUCAUGCCUGAGCAAAUCCAUUGCAUUGAUGUUAAAAAAUAAAGACUGUAGCGAAAAUGACACCUUUGAGGAGGAACAAUUCAAAGAAUGCAGAAAUCAGCUGCAGUUGCUCGCUGAUAGAAUGACGAAAUCUGAUAUGGUUGAUUUGUCGGUUGACCCCUGUGCCGAUUUUAAUAUUACUUCUAGCGAAGGUAUUCGAAAUAACAUUAUUGUUUCUUUAUUACUAGGAUGUUACGAGGCUAUGAUCGAGCACUGCUACUUCUGUAAUGACAACGUCGUGGAUGCAGCAGAGAACAUCUCAAAACUAUUCAAGCGAUACAUGGCAUUGCUUGAUAUACUCAAAGAGAAAUCAAUUAGUACCAAAGGACGCAAAAUGCUCACAGCAAAUAUAGAUAUAUCCACACUGAGCUUCCGGUGCAUAGCUGAAUUAUGUCAAUUCACGUUUGAGGACAGUAGCACCACCACUGUGAAUCAGGCGAAGAAGAUCUUAAGGAGUGAUACCGACUUUGUAAAAUAUCUCACUACAGCAGCUCAUCACAAAAUAUCGGAGAUAUUGUCUAGGCUUGACUCUGAAGACAUAUCUAGCUUCAACUAUUGCGUAUCAAUGGCAAAGGUGUUUAUGAAUGAAUUCAUAAGGAAGAACAACGAGAAUAUCAGUACUCUAUAUAUAUCCGACAAAAAAGAGAAGGCAUUUAUCGAAUGUUUUACACUCUUAACCGAAGCUGUUGCUACCCGUUGGCCAGAGAAAUUGGUCGAAUUUCUCUCAAUGGUAUAUCCAACUGAUGAGAAAGAAGACACUACUCACACUGAUCUGAAUAGAUGGCUUGGAGCAUAUAUCGUUGAAUUUGAGCGUCUGAUAAUGACAACAAUAGAUGAAAAAACUCCAUUAAUAAGAGAAGCCUCAAGUCUAUGUCAAACGCUAUCUUUGUUUGCAAAACAAUUUCUUAAGCGUCCCAAUCAAAAUAACUCUAAAGAACAUUUGGAACAAUUAAUCGCAUGGCUUCGUGACCUCUGUUCGGAUCGUGAGAUAGACGAUUCGAACUUGGCUAAGAACUUUGUAAGCCUGCUAAUUAAAUUGGAAAAAGACAUCGGUGACUUCAACAUUGCAGCCGAGUUUGCACAGGAUGUGUUGACAGUGUGGGGUGAGAUUGAUGCGGAAGCAUACGAAUCGAAUGCUGUUAAACCAAAGUAUGCCAUCGUAAAUGCUAGAACAGGAGUACACGUCUGUAAUGUGUUAAUAACUUUCUUAAUGGAGACUAUGGAUGAUAUUGAUUGGUGCUUAGGACGACUGAAGGGAUCUGUCGAAGGGGCAUCGACUGUAUCUCCUAUAUGUAAAAAGCUUGAAAUAAUGAUACGCACAAUCGUAUCCUUGGAACGAGCAAGCCUGCCAAUAUCUUCGGCUGAACACUUGAUCAAGUGUCUCAUAAAAACGUAUAAAGUGUUAGCAACAUUGACUAAACAUAUGAUUGCGACUGGCGGAGACACGCCUUCACACUUUGUUGAUAUAAUAAAACUAACUGGUGACCAGCUGACUGAGAACUUCUACACUCUUCUCAUGGCGUUCGGUCAAUUAAAUAGUGGAGGAAGACAGACAAGCAAUAACGGAAAGGGAAAGAGCAAGACUACAAAGGCUCGAAUCGCAAGAGAAUCCAAGCUUGUUCCCAGUGCAGUUUUUACUCAUGAACAGUUUGAGAAGUCAAUCCUCCAACUAUCCAAGAAAUCAAAGACAAACCUUAUGCAGUAUAUGAAGAGAUCUACAGCGCGUGAUUUCCGUAUAAAGGUAAAGAAAAUUGAUGAGGUCACAGAAGAACAGCUAAACAAACCUGACAAGAAAACCAAAAAGAGGACAAAUCCCGAUAGGGAUAAUAAAGACGUUGGUGAUACAAGUGAAGCAGGAAAAAUGAAUCGAAAAUUGAAGAAGAGUCGUUCUGAAUAA